Molecule: messenger RNA, 1644 nt
Organism: Fraxinus pennsylvanica
Lineage: Eukaryota; Viridiplantae; Streptophyta; Magnoliopsida; Lamiales; Oleaceae
Source: the annotation of a GenBank genome assembly
AUGAUGGAGCAACUUCAAAGUAUGGGCUUCCCUGAAGAAAUGGCUGCUCAAGCUUUGGCGGCCAACGGCGGUGAUCUCAUCAAAGCCACCGAUUGGCUUCUUACUCAAGACAAACCCAUUUCUACUCCUCACUCAAACCUCCCUCAUAUCGCCCAUGCCCAACCCAAAAUCAACCGUUUCUUCCAUUUUCAAUCCAAACCCCCCUCCUCCAUCAAAGAUUUGAACAAUACUCACCAAGAAGAAGAAGAAGAUGAUGGACAGUCACAGUCCUUAAUUCCAAGGAAAAAGCGCCAAAAAUAUGAAGAGAAGAUUUCCAAUUCUUCACCGGAAGUGGCAGCGCCACCACCAAAUGUUCCGUUGUCGGAGAGAAUGAGGCCACGGGUCCUCGAUGAAGUUGUUGGGCAGGAUCAUCUUCUGGUUAAAGACUCCCUCCUCCGUUCAGCCAUCGAUUGCGGUCGUCUCCCUUCCAUCGUCCUGUGGGGCCCACCCGGCACGGGUAAGACCUCUAUUGCCAAGGCCAUAGUGAAUUCCUGCACUACGGGAUCUUUCUAUCAAUUUGUCUCUUUAUCUGCCACCACUUGUGGCGUCAAGGAUGUGAGAGCUGCAGUAGAUGAUGCAAGAAAAUUGAAGCAAAAAUGUAAUAAAGGGACUCUUCUUUUUAUUGAUGAGGUUCAUAGAUUUAACAAGGCCCAACAGGAUUCAUUUCUCCCUGUGAUUGAAGAUGGAAGCAUUGUUUUCAUUGGUGCCACCACUGAGAAUCCGUCAUUUCAUUUGGUUACGCCCUUAUUGUCACGUUGCAGAGUUUUAACCCUUAAUCCAUUGAAGCCUGAUCAUGUUGUUAUACUUUUGAAGCGAGCGAUUUCCGAUAUGGAUAGAGGAGUAGUUAGGAGCCUAUACAAAGAGAUGAAAAUUCAAGUAAAUGAUAAUGCCAUUGAGUUUUUGUCAUUGCAUUGUGAUGGAGAUGCAAGAGGGGCACUAAAUGCCCUGGAAAUUUCAGCUACGACUGCAGCUGCUCGAUUAACUAUGCCAAGAACAUCAAAUGGAGAUGGUGAUUCACUUGUCGUGAUCACAUUAGAUGAUGUCAAAGAAGCAUUUCAAUGCAAGCAUUUGCUUUACGAUAGAGCAGGGGAGGAACAUUAUAAUCUCAUUAGUGCACUCCACAAGUCUAUGAGGGGAAGUGAUGCUAAUGCUGCAAUUUAUUGGCUUGCAAGGAUGUUGGAAGGAGGCGAAGAGACCCUUUAUAUUGCGCGUCGGCUAGUCAGGUUUGCUAGUGAGGAUGUAGGAUUGGCUGACCCUCAAGCUCUAACUCAGGCCGUAGCUUGUUAUCAAGCUUGUCAUUUUAUCGGGAUGCCUGAGUGCAAUGUGAUCCUUGCACAAUGCGUAGCAUACUUGGCUUUGGCUCCCAAGUCUGUUUCCGUUUAUAAAGCACUUGGGCUUGCACAGAAAGUAGUGAAAGAAUCAAUUGGACAGAAUGAGGGGGUUCCUCUUCACUUGAGGAAUGCACCAACUAAACUAAUGAAGGAUCUUGGGUAUGGAAAGGGAUAUAUUUAUCCUCCGGACAAUCCCGACUCAUCGUCACAGACGUAUUUGCCUCCUUCACUCAUCGGUUACAAGUUCCUCGACUGGCCAGAAACUGAGAGAUAG